AACAAUUGAUUGACUAUUGUAUUGGUAUAAAAAUUUUCAUCUUGUCUCGGCAUGAAAUUAUAUUUAUUUGUUUAUUCAUGAGGAAGAAAGCUUUUCAAUCAGAAGCAGAAUUUGUUUAGAGUGAUUUGGGACACGUUUUUCUUCUCUUUAAUUUUCUAGUUUUUUUUUAAUUUUCUAACUUUUAAUUUUGUUAUUUUCAAUUAAACCACACACCGUUUAAACAGCUGUGGUGAUUUUCUUUUCUCAUAAUUUCUACCUUUUAAACCGUAAAGAUUCGGACUAAACGUAGAAAUCCGGGAAUGGCGGAGUCUGAGGACGGGGAGUCGGUGGACGGGUAUGAUAACGAUGUGUGGCUACAUCAGGAUGACAUGCAAUACAGCCUCGAGGAUGGCUGGGACAUGACGCAACUGAAAGAGGAGGAAUUUGAAGAAUUCUGCGUCUACAUUGUACAUGACCGAGCCUGCGAGAAAGUAUGUCGGAAUCGUGCCCAGGCCUCCUUGCCAAGGAACCUCACUCUGAAGCCCUCACUUACCCAACCAGAUCAUGCUCAAGGGGUUUGGAGUGUAGACUACAUUCCAAGAGGUACAAGGUUUGGGCCCCUAAAUGGUGAGAUAACAAAAGAAGAGCCACUUAGACGUGGAGAUACCAACAGAAUCUGUCUCUGGAAGAUAUUUAAAGACAACAAAGUGUGUGAGUUUAUGGAUGUAGGGGACACAAGUCGCAGCAACUGGAUGCAUUACGUUAACUUUAGUUACAACUCGGGACAGCAGAACGUAAUUGCGUGUCAGAUCGACUACAAUAUUUAUUUCUACACUAUCAAACCGAUACCGCCCAACACGGAACUCCUCGUGUGGUACUGCCGGGAAUAUGCUGAGAGGCUGAACGUACCAAGAACUGGCGAAGAAAUGUUGCAAGCAUGGAAAAGACAGGCCGUCAAUCAGCAGGUCCCCAUGCCAUUACCUAUGUAUAUAGAAGAGCGCCACCUAUGCUUAAAUCGCCAUCUAUCUAGAACGCCACCGAGAUCAGUAAAAGAGAAGCCGGUGAAAGACGAUCAUUGCGACAGUGAUGAUAGUGGCGUUAGAGAAGACGGCUAUGCAAUCGACUACAGUCUCCAUAAACGGGACGGAAGUCCAACAAGCGAUGACCUUGAUCAUACAACUCAUGGAAAACGGGCAUCAUUUAGUGGCGAAGACUCACUGUCACCCUUCAAAAGUCCAAAAUUAGGGCUGGGGACAGGAAGUGCAUUUACCAGUAAAAUAUCUCCAAUAGGUAGCAUCAGAAGUAGUCUGCCAAGCAUCAUGGCUCCAUCACCAAUCAAACUUUCACAUAGCACACCAAAAAGAAGUCCGAGCAUGGGCUUCUAUGAGAACUUAUUUUUAAAGAAAAUGAAAGAGAGCAAUGAACAAGAUUCUGAACCAAAAUGGAAGGAGCCAAAACUUAGCCCAUCCAGUCAUGACAUGAAGCCUGAAGUAAAAGAUGAAAUGUCAAAAGAUAUUGAAAAGAAGCCAGAUAUAAGUAAUGGACCCAAAGACUUGAAAAUACCAGUAUCUGAGACAUUUAAUCCAUUUCCAUUUAGACCAUUUGGGAAUUUAGUUGACAAACCAUUUGUGCCUCCGUACGGAAAUAUGCCAACAGAUGAGAUGUAUUCAAAGUUUAUGACACCAGGAACUAUUGGAAAAAUGCAGCCACCCGCAGGACCAUUGUAUUUUCCUCAAACUGGGCUACCUGGAAUGUACCCUUUUGGUCCAAUGUAUCCAUUUAACCAUUACCAGCAGUUGCCAUGGCCGAUGUUUCCGCCUCCUUACCCACCAAUGGGUAUGAACAACCCCCAGCAUCAACAGUCAUUACCACCACCCGCACCUCAUUUACAACCUUCGCCAUUUCCACGACCACCAACCAGUCAUUCUGGACCACCGAGUGGUGAUCCAUUAAACCUCAGCAUCAAACAUAAGUCUGGCUUAGACGGAAGGGGCCACAGAUCCUUGCCAUAUCCUCUCAGGAAGAAAGACGGGAAAAUGUUGUAUGAAUGUAAAUUUUGUCUGAAAACCUUUGGACAGUUAUCAAAUCUUAAGGUUCAUCUACGUACGCACACAGGUGAAAGACCAUUUGUUUGUAAGACAUGUGGGAAGGGAUUUACACAACUUGCCCAUCUACAGAAGCACCAUUUGGUCCACACUGGUGAAAAGCCACAUGAAUGCCAGGUUUGCCACAAACGUUUUAGCUCCACCUCAAAUUUAAAGACACAUAUGAGAUUACACAGCGGAGAGAAACCAUUCAUGUGUAAACUUUGUCCAGCCAAAUUUACACAAUUUGUACAUUUAAAACUGCAUAAAAGACUACACACAAAUGAAAGACCUUAUGAAUGUCCACAGUGCAAUAGAAAAUACAUAAGUGCGAGCGGACUGAAAACUCACUGGAAAACCGGAAACUGUAUUCCGUCCGGUAUGAGUAUGGACCUUAGCAUGUUGAUACAGCAUACAACAGAGGCAGCCAUUAAAGAAAUGAGCGAGUACGGGGACAUGCAUGAUAUUGCUAUGAUAGACAAUGGUGAAUAUGAAAAGUUUGAAAAAUCAGACAGUAACGGUUUAAGUCCUGAAAAAGAUGAUAAAACCCCUGAUGAUAAAAGUGAAAAAUCUUUUGACCAAGAACAAUUUGACAAAUACCGUAUGGAUAGACUGGGUUACAGUCUAUUUGAUAAAGAAAGAAUUGAUAGCACAAAUCAGUCUAUAGACAGUGAACCAGUUUCCCCAGUAGGUAGUGAAGGGGACAGUCUACAUAGCGAUGAUAUGGAGUUGUCGUCUCAGCCACCCGAUGACCUUUCACCUCGCUCUGAGAGCUCUCAAGGUCAAAGGUUAGACUAUUUUAGUGAACAAAGACAUUCGUCUGAAGACAAAAUAGAAGAAUCAAAGUCAGAAUAUGAACAAUUAUCAUUCAAAGAACAAAACUGUCAACCUAUUGACUGUUCAACAAAGUGCUAAAAUUAAGAUAACAUUGAUUCUAUAGCAUUUUAAAAAUUAUCUGUCUCAUUUAGUAGUUGCUAACCCUGAUUUAUUUAAUAGUUUUUAACCCUGAUUUUGUGUAUUUGUUUGGCAAAUAACUAAUUUUUGUUAUGAUUAUGGAAUAAUAGAACGUUAAUUUCUUUUUGUUUAUUUAGAAAUAAAACAUAGUUGGUUAAAUUUGUUGGUACAUGUGCAUUAACAUGCCACAUUGUAAUAUAUGACUCAAAUAUACAAAAAUAUCUGUAAAACCUUUAAUUUGAUCCAAGUAGAUUUUUCAUAGCUUUAACAUUUACUCAUGUCCUGUUUUUACAACUAGUUU
Messenger RNA from Ruditapes philippinarum (Manila clam), 3318 nucleotides. RefSeq names its product PR domain zinc finger protein 1-like. Gene Ontology annotation, biological process: cell fate commitment; regulation of transcription by RNA polymerase II. NCBI's taxonomy places the organism in Eukaryota, Metazoa, Mollusca, Bivalvia, Venerida, Veneridae. Bases 300 to 2978 code for a protein of 892 amino acids. Gene Ontology annotation, molecular function: RNA polymerase II cis-regulatory region sequence-specific DNA binding; histone deacetylase binding; DNA-binding transcription repressor activity, RNA polymerase II-specific. The record is from RefSeq and is a predicted model, not a curated record. The transcript has 5 exons. Gene Ontology annotation, cellular component: nucleus; cytoplasm.